This is a messenger RNA of Symbiodinium pilosum, 366 nucleotides long. NCBI's taxonomy places the organism in Eukaryota, Dinophyceae, Suessiales, Symbiodiniaceae. The record is from the annotation of a GenBank genome assembly.
AUGGAAGGGCUUCGUUGCCAACUUUGCCUCUUCCAUCCGCAGCACUGCGAACCGGAGCAUCCUUUCCGAUUGGCCAACUCUGCUGCCUUCUUCUGCACCUUGCUCUCCUCCGUGGUCAACCAGAUGAUCAUUGGACCGGGCAAGAGAGCGAAGACAGAUUCUGAACCUGGCGAGUGGCUUUUGAGGACGGGCAUUGUCUGCGUAUCCAUUUUGCCGUUCACCACUGGCGUUUACUGGGCCACGAGUGCCCUUCUCUGGACCCCUGUGCUCGCGCGGAUACUCUUCUUCUUGCCCUGCGUGAUAGGCUGGUUCUGUAUCAUUGCAAGCAUACUGUCUUGCCUCGUGGCCUGCUGUUCCGAAAUGUGA